Apiotrichum porosum is the source of this 1122-nucleotide messenger RNA. RefSeq lists its product as uncharacterized. The record is from RefSeq and is a predicted model, not a curated record. Bases 1 to 1122 code for a protein of 373 amino acids. The transcript is spliced from 3 exons. Lineage: Eukaryota; Fungi; Basidiomycota; Tremellomycetes; Trichosporonales; Trichosporonaceae.
AUGGAGGAGCACGAAUACGACGCCGAGGCAGAGGUGCGCCUCAUGUCGUACAACCUCGACCAAAUCCUCCUCAUUGGCGACACUGUCCUCGAGAUCCUCGGAGCGCACCACGUCGGCUUCACCAAUCUCGCAUCCGCGUCGUUGCUCGGUAACCAGUGGGUUCCCAUCCUCUGUGUGGCAUCCAACCCUACCGACGAGGAGGCGGCGCAUGAUGCCAAAGGUGGCGACUCCGGCGCCGACGACGACGGCAGCAGCGUGAUCCAAGCGUUGGUCGCCAAGAACGGCGUCAUUCAUGCUGCGCUCUCUGCUCAAGGCAUCCCUGUCGACGACCUUCGCGGCGGGUAUCCGUACCACAACCCCAACGUCCUCAGCGGUACCAAGCUCUGGUGUGUGGCCAGGGUCUCGGAACACAUCAACACCGAGCUCGAAAAGAAGCAGCCGAAAUGCAUCUUCCCCCUCGUCGGCGUCCCUGGUACCAAACCUGCAGCUGCGGGGGACACCAAGGUGUACCUUCCCUACUCGAUGGUACGAGCAGCUUGUGCCAUUCCCCACCCUCUGUGCUUACCUGCCUCCAGCGCAAGCAAGGCCAUCUUCAACGCUCUCCAGGGUACGACUGUGCACUUCGGUACCAGCGGCCCCAAGAUGACAAUGUACCUCGAAGUCCCCGACUGGAAGCAGCACGGUGUCGCGGCCCGGAUGCAGCCAACUACGACGCAGCUGUGGCAGGUUCUGGCCAAACGCGAGCCCUCCCAUCCGCGUGUCCUUAAAUAUCUUCCGGACAACGCCCCCCGUCUCCCCGACAACCUCCUCGACAUGCUCGAUUUGGACAGCUACCGCGAGGCGCGCCAGGAGAUUGGCAGUUUCGACAAGUGGGUGUACGGUGAGAGCGACUCGACCCCGUCCUCGCCCAGCCCUGGCGGAAGCAAUGACGACCUCGUGGUGGACUUUGUCGACAUGGCCGAGAAAGGCCAGCCACUCUCCCCCACUCACGAUACCACCAACAGCAGAGGGCAGAGGAAGAGGCUUCGCGCACUGGCCAGUCCAAAGUCUCCCAAGAGCAAUGGCUUCAAGAAGCACAAGGGGGGUGACAACAAUCGCAAGGCACUGGCACUGAGUCCAUAG